UCGGUUCUCUUAACAAAAUAUACCUAUAUAUACAGAACCAGUUCUGUUUGGUUUCCUAUGUAGGUGUAUUUUGUUACGAGAACCGAACCGAACCAAAAGGGGCUUGAACAAAUCUAGUGUUGGGCUGUGGGUUCCGCAUGUCAACAAACUCCGGAAUAUUGGGGAUUUCAGUUUUGAUUCUUCUUUGAUACUUAACUUGAAUGUUUACAAGCUACUGAUUGUGCGGCUUUUUGAUUACAUUAGUUAUGUUUAGUACUUGAGGAAGCGUGAGAUAAACAAAAAUGGCUGUUUAUUAUUUCUGUAAAUAAAUUUUAGCAACGAGUGAUAACAUCACAACGUCAAAAUGGUUUUUCUUACUCAGAUAUUAGGUUAUGCCAAGAAAAGUGUUAAAGAAAUAAAACCACUCAGAAAGUAUCUGAGGUAUGGGUUUAUGGAUAAGCUUAGCAUAAAAGUUCGAGGAGGCACAGGAGGAUCUGGCUUAUCGAAAUAUGGUGGGAGGGGUGGACGAGGUGGUGAUGUCUACGUCAGAGCCAAGGAAGGUUACACGUUGAAUAUUUUAUCCAAGUAUGUGAAUGGCAAAUUAUUGGCCGCCAGUACAGGCUACGACAGCUCCAAAAGGGGCAUACUGGGCCAGGCAGGAGAAGAUUUAAUCAUCAAUGUGCCUCCUGGUGUCAUUGUUUACCAUGAAAAUGGUACACUUAUUGGAGAAGUCAAUGAACUUGAUAAAAAGUUGAUGGUAGCUAUGGGUGGAGCUGGUGGCUGUACAGAAACAGACUACAGUGGACAAAGAGGGGAAAACCAUGGAAUCAUUUUAGAUUUGAAAUUGAUAUCCGAUGUGGCUUUAGUUGGGUUUCCAAAUGCUGGAAAAAGUACUCUCAUAAGGACCAUAUCCAAUGCUAAGCCUAAAGUAGCAGACUAUCCAUUUACAACUAUAAAACCAAAUUUAGGUAAAAUUAUUUAUCCUGAUUUGAGAGAAAUCACAAUAGCAGAUUUGCCAGGAUUAAUUGAGGGAGCUCAUGUCAAUGUCGGAAUGGGCCACGAUUUUUUAAAGCACUUGGAAAGAACAAAAAUGUUAUUAUUUGUCAUAGACAUUCAAGGAUUUCAGUUGUCGUACAAGUAUAAAAAAAGAAAUUGCUUGGAAACACUAUUGUUGUUGAAUAAGGAAAUAGAACUUUAUAAACCAGAGUUGCUAGAUAUGCCUGCCAUACUAGUGAUAAACAAAAUGGAUACUGAACGGUCAGAUGCGAUUUUGCAAAGAUUUAUGAAACACUUUGAAAACUUAAAAAGCAUUCAGUUCUCUAACUUUUCUGAUGAGAUGGUUCCUGAAAAAGUUUUAGAAUUUGAGGAUAUUAUAACGAUAUCUUUGAAAAACAAAGAUGAAGAUAAGAUAACAAAUUUAAAACAGAUCAUUAGAAAAAAUCUAGAUAAAAUACAGGAUAUAGAGGAGCAAAAAAUCCAAGAUGAAAUGCCAGAGUAUAAGUUGAUUAGGAAGUUAAAAAAAGAAAUGGAACGAGCAGCUCCACUACUUGUGUAAAUAAAGAUGUUAUUUUGUAUAAAAUAUUUAUU
Messenger RNA from Copidosoma floridanum, 1566 nucleotides. RefSeq names its product GTP-binding protein 10 homolog. Gene Ontology annotation, molecular function: GTPase activity; GTP binding; magnesium ion binding. The record is from RefSeq and is a predicted model, not a curated record. Lineage: Eukaryota; Metazoa; Arthropoda; Insecta; Hymenoptera; Encyrtidae. Gene Ontology annotation, cellular component: mitochondrion.